UCUUCUCCGCGAUUUCUGCGAAUGGUCCCGUGAACCAGAACUUUCCACAUGAAAGAUGGCCGGGAAUUCGAUCUUGCUGGAUGCUCCCUCCGUCCUCUCUGCCUGUCAGCAAAGUUAUUUUGCUUUGCAGGUAAGAAAGACAAGAUCAAAAUACAAAGUUACACCCCCAGCAGUCUCUGGGUCACCAGAGUUUGAGAGAAUAUUUCACGCACAAACAAACUGUGUGGAGUUUUACCCAAUAUUUAUGAUUACAUUGUGGACGGCUGGAUGGUAUUUCAACCAAGUUUUUGAUACUUGUCUAAGUCUGGUGUACAUAUAUGUCUGUCACCAGUAUUUCUGGGGAUACUCAGAAGCUGCUAAAAAAAGGAUCACUGUUUUCCGGUUGAGUCUGGGGGUUUUGGCCCUGUUGACUGUCCUAAGCACCGUGGGGAUUGCAAACAGCUUUCUGGAUGAAUACCUGGACUUCAAUGUUGCCAAGAAACUGAGGCACUUCUAAUGUUUCCCCCUCCCUUUGCUCAAACGCCUGCAGAAGAUGUUUCCACUCUAAAGGUUAGAUGGUGCCACUUGCUCAAUUAAAAGAAACCCAACAGCAUGUCUUGAAGCCUGACAUCUCUUUGUAGCCGGAGUUCAGCGCGUUUCUGACGUGUGCUCUUGGCUUGUGCCACGACCCAGCAGGCUCCGUGGGACUCCCAGUCCCAGGCUCUCUCUCCUUUGUGUCUCCAAGGCUACAGACUCCGGACCAGGGCCAGGAGGGGCCGACGGCCACCUCACGUCGGGCAGCAGUCUGUCUUGGCCAGAGCGGCCCUUGCUGGGCCGGACGAUCACGGGGAGGACCAAGCAGAGGGGCUACAGAAUCAUCUUCCCCACCUGACUCUG
Messenger RNA from Physeter macrocephalus (sperm whale), 876 nucleotides. It is a transcript of the gene MGST2, whose product is annotated as microsomal glutathione S-transferase 2. The record is from RefSeq and is a predicted model, not a curated record. NCBI's taxonomy places the organism in Eukaryota, Metazoa, Chordata, Mammalia, Artiodactyla, Physeteridae. Gene Ontology annotation, cellular component: endoplasmic reticulum; membrane; nuclear envelope. Gene Ontology annotation, molecular function: leukotriene-C4 synthase activity; glutathione peroxidase activity; enzyme activator activity. Gene Ontology annotation, biological process: leukotriene biosynthetic process.